Leptosia nina is the source of this 921-nucleotide messenger RNA. NCBI's taxonomy places the organism in Eukaryota, Metazoa, Arthropoda, Insecta, Lepidoptera, Pieridae. The record is from the annotation of a GenBank genome assembly.
AUGCCGCUUAAACGCACUCCCCCCUCUACCCCCACAAUUAAAGUGAUGGAUACGGAUACCCCCGUGCCGACCCCUACUACAUCUGAAUCUGAAAUAACUUUCCCGUUUUUGCGGCAAAAUUUGCAUCACUGCACGUCGGAGCCUACUUUGGCCAGAAAGACUUCGACAUCUGCGCGUAAGCGCAAACACGCGGAUUGUGACGAUGACAAAUUGUCUCUGUUUAUGGCGGAAUUGAAGGAUAUGAUAAAGGAACAGAACAACCGCUUGGAUAAGGUCUGUUCAACGGUUGAAGAUAUGCGUGCUUCGUUCGAAUUCCUGGCCGAAAAAUACGAAGUAAUGUUAAAUAGGAUCAACACAUUAGAAUCUGACCGUCUGGCCGAUGCCAAAUAUAUCAAAUCUUUAGAGUCCAAAUUGGAGAGUUCUGAACGUAGUGCGAGAGCGAGCUGUUUGGAGAUUAGAAAUAUUCCUAAACAACCCACGGAAAACAAGGUUUCCUUACUGGACACGUUUGUUAAAACCGCCCAAGUUCUGAAGGUACAUGUGGAGCGGCAUGAGGUCAAAGAUAUUUUUCGGGUAAAAUCUAAGGAUCUCCAAUCGACAACAGUCAUUGUGGAUUUAACUAGUUGCCUCUUGAAAGAAAAAAUUAUUAAAUCUUUUCGUAGCUUUAAUAAGGGGUCAUCUAAACUGAGUACGGAGCAUAUAAAUAUAAAAGGAGAUACGAGGAGAAUAUUUGUAUCUGAAAAUCUCACUGCAAGCAUGAAGCGGCUUUUCUUUUUGAGUAGAGAGCUUGCAAAAUCCAUAAAUUUUAAAUUCUGUUGGACCUCUCACGGAAAAAUAUUCAUGCGUAAAAAGGAAAAUAGUCCUCUACUUCAGAUAUACAGCGAAGCGGAUAUCAAUAAAGUGAGAGAAGACAAUAAGUGA